Molecule: messenger RNA, 2406 nt
Organism: Tetrahymena thermophila SB210
Lineage: Eukaryota; Ciliophora; Oligohymenophorea; Hymenostomatida; Tetrahymenidae
Product: tetratricopeptide repeat protein
Exons: 2
Molecular function (GO): protein binding
Source: RefSeq, a predicted model, not a curated record
AUGGAUACAAUAACAGAUAAUUAAACAGAUGUUUAAGAAUAUUUAAAUAAGGCUGAUGAUUUAUUUAAAGCUUAAUCAAAAGACGAGGCACUAAUUCUUUGUAGUAAGGCUAUUGAAGUAAAUCCUUAGUAUCCUUAAGCAUACUUGAAAAAAGGGAUUAUUCUUAUGGACCUAGAUAAAAAAAAAGAAGCUUCUGAAUACUUUUAAAAAGCUUUAGAAUUAGAUCCUAAAAAUAUUGAAAUAUUAAAAAAAAUAGUUACAUUAAAUAACAAUUAACAAAAAUAUAGUGAAUCACUUUAAUUAUCCAAUUAAUUGAUUUAAAAUGAUCCAUAAAACUUUAUAGGUUACUAUCUUAAAGGAUGUACUUUAAUGAGAACUCUUAGUUAUGAUGAAGCGUUAUUAAAUUUAGAUUAGUCUUUAGAACUAAAUCCUGACUAAUUUAAUGCAUACAACAUAAAAGCAUAUAUAUUAUCAAAAAAAGGCUAAACAAAAGAAGCUAUUUAUUUUUAUGAUAAGGCUAUUAGUUUAAAACCUGAUUACUAGUUAAGCUACACCAAUAAAAUAAUUGAAUUAAAUAAAUUAGGACAAAAGCAAUAAUCAAUAGUAUGUUAUGAUAAGUUGUUAGAAUUAAAUCCUAAAUCAGCAAAUUAUUAUACGAAGAAAGGAAAAUUAUUAAUAGAUUUAAAUCUUUUUGGAGAAGCUGAUUUGUGCUUCAAAAAAGCUAUUGAAUUAGAUCCUAAAGACACUGAUGCUUAUAUUUAAAGAGGCAUUUUAAAUUAUGAAUAGAAACAAUAUGACGAAUCUUUAGAGUCUUUAUAUAGAGCAUUAGAAAUCAACCCAUUUUUAUCAGAAGCUCACUUAUAAAUUGCUGUUCUAUUCAAGACACAAAAAAAAUAUUAAGAGUCUUUAGAGUCAAUAAAUAAGGCUAUUGAUAUUGAUUUUUAAUUUCAAUAAGCUUUUAACAAAAAAGGGGAAUUGCUUCAAAUAUUAGGAAAAGAAACUGAAGCCUUAUAAUGCUUUGAAAAAGCUAUCGAAUUAAAUCCUAAAUAUAAAUUAGCACUGAAUAAUAAAGCUAAAUUACUUGAAUAGUUAAACUAAAAGAAGGAAGCACUCAAUUGCUAUAAAUAUAUAUAAGAAGAAGUAGAGCCUCAAUCAGUUAAUAUCAUUUAAAAAAUAGCAGAUAUAAGUUUCGAUUUAGAACUAUUUGAUUAGUCAUUAAAAUAUUAUAAUAAAGCUUUAGAAAUAAAUCCAAAUUUAUCUAAUCUUUAUUUUAAGAAAUCAUAAAUCUUCUAAAAAAAUGGAUAGAUAAAUGAAGCUUUGGAACAGCUAGAUAAGGCUAUAUAGAUAAGUCCAAAUUAGUAUCAAGGAUAUUUAUAAAAGGGUUUAUUGCUUAGACAAAAUGAUUAGCCUGAAUAAGCACUAACAUAUUUCGAUUUAACUCUUAAGAUAGACUUAAAAAACUACCAGGCUAACUUAUAUAAAGGUUAAAUAUUAAACAACUAAGGAAAUCUCUAAGAAGCUUUAACUUGUUUUAAUUUUAUGAUUCAAACAUGGCCUAAUAUAGAUUAAGGAUAUUCACAUUUAGGAGUUGUGUUAAGAAAAUUAAAGUAGUUUGAUGAAUCAAUUAUUUUCUUGGAUAAAGCAAUUAAAAUCAAUCCUAAAAGUGAUUUAUCUUAUCUAAAUAAAGGCAUAAUUUAUCAUUAAAAAAAUUAAAUAAAGGAAGCAUUAGAACUUUUUAAUAAAAGUAUUGAACUUAAUCCUUCUAAUUAUGAAGCUUACUUUUGUAAAUCCGUCGCUUCUCACUAAUUAAACCUAUAAUAAGAAGCUCUAUAAUCAGUUAAUUAAGCUAUAGAAUUAAAUUAACGAUAUUUAGAAGCCAUUUUAUUUAAAGGUGAACUUCUUUGCUCUGAAUAAAAAUAUGAUGAAUCUUUAGAUAUUUUUAAUAAAGCUAUAAAUAUAAAUUCUUAAUGCUAUAAAGCAUAUUCGAAAAUGGGAAAAUCUCUUUUCUGUAAAAAAAAUUAUAACGAAGCACUAGAAUAUUUGAAUAAAUCUAUAUAAAUAAAUUCUUAAUUUGAUGAAUCAUAUAACACAAAAGGAUCUAUUUUUCUUGCUUUAAAUAAAACUGAUGAAGCACUAUAAUGCUUUAAUUAAGCAAUCAGUUUAAAUGAAAAUAUUCCCUUGUAUUAUGCAAACAGGAUAAGAAUAUAUUUGCAAAUCAAUAACUUUGAAGGUGCAGUUUAAGAUUCUAAAAAAAUAACUCACAUCUUAUAGUAAAAUAACAGAGGUUUAAAACAAAGUUAAGAUAAUCAUGAAUAAUAAUUUUCUAUAAAAAUUUGUUGCUUAAUGAAAAUAAUAAGCAAAGUCUUUAACUAAUUGAGAAGAAAAAUGUUACUCUAGAUUAAGUGA